AAAAUUUAUUAAAUUAUAAACCACAAAUAGAAAAAGAUAGUUUACUCAAAACCAUGACCAAGUUCGUGGUGGCUGUGAGCCUGGUGGCCCUAUUUCUAUGCCAGGUCCAGGCCGUGACCGAGGCUCCCGAAUUGGAACAAUCCACGGAAUCCCCCAUCGCGGAUAUGGCCCUCAUUGGUGAUUCGGUAAUGGCACCCAAAACUCCUACGGAGAAGCCCCCAGUGGCACCGGCCAUGGCGGAGAAAUCCGCACCGGUGGAGGCCCUGGAGAAGUCAGCUCAAGCCGUUCCGGCCGUUCAGCCACAUACGGUGGCCGAUUUUAUUAUUCAUCCACUGAUCGCCUUCAAGCCCCGCCAGGCCUCCCUCGAUGAGAUCCAGGGUAAGCAGGCACAGGCACCCGCCACUGGAGCACCCGCCACGUCCGGCACCUGGCUGUUCGGCAUGAAUCCUGCCCAGCAAUUGGGUUCGUCCUUCUCGACGCUGGCUGGUUCGGUUUCCGGCUGGUUCAACGAUCGUCUGGCUGCCGCUGGACAGCAAAUUCCCCAGAGCUUCGUAGAGACUCCGGUGAGGGAGUCCUCCACAAGCUCCACCACCAGCACCACAACCACUCAGCGUCCCGACAUUGUGGUGCGAGUCCAGCAAAGGCCACAGAGGAAUGGCAACAGGAAGGGCAAUGGAAAUGGAAACGGCAACCUCAACAAUAACUUCAAUGGAAACGGAAACGGAAAUGGUAACCGUCGUCGCCAGCGUCCCAACCGUUACAACAACCGAUUGGACUCUCUGGAGGAUGAGUACUACGAUGAGGAGGAUGACUACUUCCAGGGCAACCGUUUCGACGAAGAGUUCGAUGACGAGGACGAGGAUGAUCUCUCCCUUGAACAGUUUGAGGAUGAGGACUCCUUGGAGGCUGUCCGUCCCCAAAAGAAGCGCAAGCAGUCCCAGGUCCAAGUUCAGAACCAGAGGCGUAAGUUCGGCCAACAGAACCAGGAGGCACCGAUCAGCCAGAAGCGUCGUCCCGCCACCCAGAACAAGAAGACCCAGAAGACCACCCAGCAGAAGAAGCAGCCCGUCCAGGUGGCCGAAGACUCCGAGGAUGAGGAGGAGCUGGACGACGAUGAGAACAUCAACAACGACGACGAUGUCGAGGAUGAGGAAGAAAUUGUCGAUGAUGACAGCCAGGAGCAGGACUUUGCCCCGGAGCCGUCGGUCUUUGGUUCCUCGUCGACGUCCACACGCCGCAGCCAGAACCAGCCCAACUUCAUCCAGCGCGGCCAGCAGAGCAUCAUCAGCCAGAUCCGUCAGUUCACCCGCGGCCAGACCCCCGGCGAGCUGGGCAACACCUUUCGUCGCAGCCAGGUUGGCGGCGGAAACUCCGGCAAGACCCGCGGCCGUCCUCAGCAGGCCACUCUCGUCGUGAACCGCAACGGCCAGACCGUUUAUGUGGCCCCCGAGCUGGCCAAUGGGUAUCCUUAUGCCUACCAGGGCAAGAAGCAGAGGGUUCCCGUCUCCGGAUCCUUCCCCCAGCCACCUCUGACCGUGCCCAUUCGCCGUCAGGGACGCCCCACCCAGUACAUCACCAUUCCGUGGAGUCAGUUGGGUCUCUCGCCCCCCGAGACCCAGUCGGUCGUCUCCCUCGCCGAAGGAAUUCAGGCUCAGCCCCUGAUCCUCAACAUUCCCCAGAGCGCCAUUAACCCAGUGAGGACCGGAUCCACCACCAAUGGCCAGAAGAAGAAGAAGCGUCCUCAGCUGACCGCCGCCGCUGUGCCCCUCUUGGCCGAUGCCUCCCUGAUGGACAUCUUCCAGCCCCCCCAGAUCCCACCAUCCCGCACCGGAUCCACCUCCACCGCCGCCAUCAAGCCCAUCACCGCCCAGCCCGUCCUGAUCGCCGCCAAGCCCGUCAAGGCCGGCGGUUCGGGUCUGCUGCCCACCAGGAUUCGCCCCGGAACCAUUGUCGAGAAGGCUCCCGCCAUGGAGACUGUCGAGAAGAUGCCCGUCAUGGAAGUGGCCGAGAUGAAGCCCGAACAGGAGAUGCUUAUGGCCUCCACGGAGGCGACUCCCCAGCAGGCAGCCAACGGAGAGCAGCAGGAGUUCAUUAUUGUGGGAGAGGACGAUGAGCCCGGUCUGUCCCGGCAUGUCCAGCCAGCCUAUGGUGAUGCUCGCUAUGUGUCCUACGGAGACUUCCAUCCCUACUUUGAUCUGCUCUCCCAAAACAGGAGGUUUGCUUUGAGGAAGAGCGGUAGGUCGCUGGAGAGUCCCGAGGAGGCACAGAAGGAGGAGGUUGAGAAGAAGGAGGUCCAGAAGGAGGAGGUUGAGAAGAAGGAGGUCCAGAAUGAGGAGGUUGAGAAGAAGGAGGUCCAGAAGGUGGAGGUUCCCAAAGAGGAGGUUGAAAAGAAGGAGGAAACCCUGAAGGAGGAGGUCCCCAAAGAGGAGGUUGGCAAGAAAGAAGCCCCCAAGAAGGAGGUUGCCCAGGAGGAAUCCAAAAAAGAAGAACUCCCCAAGGAGGUCGAGACCCCCAAAGAGGAUCAGCCCCAGUCUAAGCUUCUGUAA
This is a messenger RNA of Drosophila bipectinata, 2546 nucleotides long. Its product is annotated as probable serine/threonine-protein kinase kinX. The record is from RefSeq and is a predicted model, not a curated record. Lineage: Eukaryota; Metazoa; Arthropoda; Insecta; Diptera; Drosophilidae.